UCCUUCCCGUUUCCUCCUCCCAACGUUUUGUGCUUGCCUUGCCCCCGCGGCCUUGGGGAGGGGAGGAGGAGCCGACGAGGAGGGGGGGAGGGGAGGAGGAGGGAGGAGGACACGAAUAACAAUCGCCACUGCACGGGAGCAAUCCCACCCGGAGACACACAACGCGUCGAGACGCGAAAUAAUGGCUCCGCCGCCCGCCGCUCGGGCCGCUGCCGCCCUCCUCCUCGCCGCGCUGCUCGCGCUGGCCUCCUCCCACGCCGCCGCGGCCACCGGCGUCUUUCAGGUGCACCGCAAGUUCCGUCGAGCAGCCGGCGAGGAAGGGGGUAACAUAACCGCCCACCUCGCCCACGACGUCACCCGCCGGGGCCGUCUCCUCGACGCCGUCGACGUGCCCCUCGGUGGCCUUGGCCUCCCCACCGACACCGGGCUCUACUAUACGAAGAUCGAGAUCGGGACGCCGCCCAAGCCAUUCCACGUGCAGGUCGACACGGGCAGCGACAUCCUCUGGGUCAAUUGUAUCUCCUGCGACAAAUGCCCCCACAAGAGCGGCAUCGGGAUAGACCUGAUGCUCUAUGACCCCAAGGGAUCAUCUAGUGGGAGCACGGUAUUUUGCGACCAAGGCUUCUGUGCGGCCACAUACGGGGGCAAGCUACCAGGGUGCACUGCCAGCUUGCCUUGCGAGUACAAUGUCAUGUAUGGUGACGGUAGCUCCACCACGGGCUACUUCGUCAAUGACUCCCUGCAGUAUAAUCAAGUCUCUGGGGAUGGGCAAACAAGGCAUGGCAGUGGCAGGGUCAUAUUCGGGUGUGGUGCACAGCAAGGUGGGGAUUUAGGCAGUACUAACCAGGCCCUUGAUGGAAUUAUUGGGUUUGGCCAAUCAAAUACAUCAAUGCUAUCACAGCUAGCUACUGCAGGAAAAGUGAAGAAGAUAUUUUCUCAUUGCCUGGAUACCAUAACUGGAGGUGGAAUCUUUGCCAUCGGAGAAGUUGUACAGCCAAAAAUAAAAUCAACACCAUUGAUACCCAAUAUGCCGCACUACAAUGUGAAUCUGAAGUCAAUUGAUGUUGGUGGUACUGCUCUACAGCUUCCAUCACAUAUUUUUGAAACGGGUGAGAAAAAAGGUACCAUCAUUGAUAGCGGUACAACCUUGACAUAUCUUCCGGAGCUGGUUUACAAGGAAGUAAUGGCUAAGAUUUUUGCCAAGCAUCAGGAUAUGACCUUCCGCAGUAUUCAAGAUUUUCUGUGUUUUCAGUAUCAUGAAAGUGUAGAUGAUGGAUUUCCAAAAAUCAUCUUCCAUUUUGAGAAUGAUCUUGGACUGAAUGUGUAUCCACAUGAUUACUUUUUCCAAAACGGGGAUAACCUGUAUUGUGUUGGAUUCCAAAAUGGUGGAUUGCAAUCAAAGGAUGGAAAGGAUAUGGUGCUUCUAGGAGAUCUGGUCCUUUCAAAUAAGGUGGUUGUCUAUGACUUGGAAAACCAAGUCGUUGGAUGGGCCGAUUACAACUGCUCCUCUAGCAUGAAAGUUAAGGAUGAAAAGACAGGGGCAACAUACACAGUUGAUGCGCACGAUAUCUCCUCGGGAUGGAGACUUCAGUGGCAAAAGUUCCUGAUUCUGUUGUUAGUAACAAUGGUGUGCAGUUACUUAAUUUUCUAACUCUGAUGUACAACAAAAACUCUGAUGAAAAUUCAUUUGAUUGCUCUUUUCUCAAAGAGGAAAUGUAGGGCUUUAGAUUGUAUAUUCUUUGACAAAGGGAAAAGAAUGAGAAAGCAUGGUUCCACUUUUCA
Molecule: messenger RNA, 1782 nt
Organism: Hordeum vulgare subsp. vulgare (domesticated barley)
Lineage: Eukaryota; Viridiplantae; Streptophyta; Magnoliopsida; Poales; Poaceae
Product: aspartic proteinase 36-like
Exons: 10
Coding region: 182-1651 (489 amino acids)
Biological process (GO): proteolysis
Molecular function (GO): aspartic-type endopeptidase activity
Source: RefSeq, a predicted model, not a curated record